AUGUCCGAUCCGAGUGUCAGCGAGCGAAGAAUACGUCCGAUUCAAGAUGCUAUUGCGAGCGCAAACUGGAAGCAGGCGCUACAACUUUGCGACAAAUGGUUCAAAAAGGGCGAACGAUCUGACAGGUUUCUGGCCUUGAAAGCCUUCGUCCUUGUCAACCAACAAGACAAAGCCCAACAUGACCGAGGCCGAGGAGAGGUCUUCGACCUGUGCAAGCGCACGCCUCCCAUUACAGAACCAGAGGCCAUCUACCAACUCCAACAUGCACUUAAAAGUCUGUCGCUACACGAAGAGAGCCCCAAACUCUGGGAAAGAGCCCUCAGUGCCAACAAGGAUGAUAAGGAUUUGUAUAUGAGAUGGCUCAACCAAGCAGUGGCAGAUAACAACUGGAGGAGUGCUCAAAAGGCCACCAUGGGUUUGCGGAAUUCCUUCUCCAAGGAAAGAGACUACGACUUCUGGAAUAUCCUCAUGUGCUAUCUGAUACACAUGCAACAAGACCUUCCUGACAAGGACCGCACCCUGUUUGGGACGCUUGCAUACCGCAUGAUAUCAAAACUCGCCGAAGCAGUACCUAAGAACGAGGAGGAAGCCUCGUCCUCCGGAAAGGCGAUCUCGGUGCCGGAGGAGAUUGCGUUAUUGGUACAGGUUCUCAAUUCCACGGGCCAUGUUCAGGAGUCUGUCAAGCUUUUGCAGGGACCAUCCUUGAACAUGGAAUCUCGGAUCGGCAAGCAGGAUCCUCAGUUGGUACUAACUUUGCUGCUCGAAUCUCUGGAAGUUUCGGAACAAUGGGACGAGGCUCUCAAUGUAUGUCAGAAUCUGCUGUCGAAAUCUGAACACCAGUCGGAUGACCGGAUAUGGAACCUUUGGGCGACAUCACGAUCCAAAUUGUCGUGCAACGAGCUGGGGGCAAAAUCCAAAGAGCUCCUUGAUUCUGUUUGCACUAUCAGGCCGAUUGUCCGAGCGGCUUACCUCGCAAAGUUGAAUCUUCAGCGAACUCGGAACGACGAAGCAGAGCUAGACGCUCUACUUGAAACUUGCAAAGAGUAUUUUGAAGCGUUUUCAUCCAAAGGAUUUUGUUUCGACGAUUUGAAGAGACCUCUUCGGCGACUUGACCAGCCUCGUUUCGACCGAUUCAAGCAAACAGUUUCUGACCAUGAAGGGAACCUAGCACAGCUGUUCAACCUAAUGCUUUCGUACAGCUCACUUCCACCUGAUGCUUCCCAAUCGGACCUUCUCGCUUUUGCACGCAGGACGCUACAAAGAUACCAGACUUCUCUGUCCGAAAGCCCUCCAUGCCCUGAGGCUGCUCUUCUCGCAGUUCUGGCAAUCCUCCGACUCGGUAACAACGAAAGCUCACCGUCAGUCGCCAUCUUCGCCGCAAUUCUUCUUCAAAUUGCCCGCUCAAAGUUUGAGGAUUAUUAUAUUCUGACGAUUCUGCUUGUUCAGCUCCAGUCUCAUCUCGGACUGCUCUCCUUGGGUAUGGAGAACUUUGUGAAACUCAGUGUCAAGAAUCUUCAAUGGGAAACAGCUGGUCAUUUGAUCCUCACAAGAAUAUCAUCGUUGCACCCAGCCCCUACUGCGGAAUUGCAGCAGGAUUUUGAACCACUUUUGGCCCUCGAAACAGGAUUGACAGUUCUCGAGAAUGCGGACAGUGCCUUGGUGCGAGGAAUCCGUGAAGGGUUGAGAUUCAACAGCUACUCAAACAUCUAUAACAGCGUCAAGAUGCGUUCGGACAUCGAAGGCAGCAUGAAUAAACACAUCUAUGCCAUCGAGGAACGGAAAAUCCGACGCUGGCGGGAGGAGCCUUACGACCACACGAUCUUGCCGCUAACCGAUUCUUCAAAGGCACUUGUGGACAAGCGGGAUUUUGGGUAUAUGCCUAACUAUCGCGACGAUGAUACUCAGUUACUGGCGAAGUUUCGAUGUGGACCUCUCCCGAAAGAAAGAUGGAUUAAUGCCAUGGCGCUUUUUGACAGCGUGGCUACCUAUUUGAAAGUAGAACUGGCGUCGCAAACUUCGUUGGCAGCUACGGCAUACGACAAUCUGAAGCAGGCGCAAAAACGCCUAUCAUGGUCCACGGCUGAACGGGACACACCAGCGGAAAUGACAAAAAUCGAACGAACAAACCUGGAAUGCCACAGGAUUCUCGCCCAAGCGAUAGUUAUGUUCAAAGAGGGAAGUAUCAGCACCGCUCCUGCAUCUCGACAAGACAAAACCAAAACUCUUCCAGAUCUCCUCUCGGAUCUCAAAGGCUGGCUUUCAUCCACCCUCACGGACCACAGGGACAAUCCUGCUGGAUCAAGCAUCGCAGGGAUCCGCGUGCCAACAUGGGAAGAUCUACACAGAAGCUUCACACAACUCGAGACGCUGCAAGUCAUCGCCAACCUCAUUUCCUUCGUAUCCAAGAAACCGCAAAAGCAGGCCAAAUCCUCCAAGGCCGUUUCCGAACCGAUUUCCAAGGAGAUGAUAUCUGAAAUACAGUCGGUUGUGGUCGAACUUGAGGGCGAGAUCCACAGAGAAGCCCGCGAAUUGAAAUCGGCCAUUAACGAGCCCGGCGUGUUGGGUAAGCUUGUAGAUCUGGGCAUGGUUCGACGUGGCAGCGGUGACGAUGGGAGUGGUACCGAAGUAGACCGUUUGUUGCCUGGUGAUGAGAAAUGGGAGAGUUUGAUGGAAAGUCUCUGUGACGAAGUCAUGAUGGAGACGAUAUGUGGGGGGAUCAAAGAUAGCUGGGAUGAGGCUCUCGAUGGGGUUUUGGGUGCAAAGGGGAAGAUUAGAAUCGGGAAGUAA
Messenger RNA from Cladophialophora bantiana CBS 173.52, 2787 nucleotides. RefSeq lists its product as uncharacterized. Gene Ontology annotation, molecular function: protein-N-terminal amino-acid acetyltransferase activity. The record is from RefSeq and is a predicted model, not a curated record. The transcript is spliced from 5 exons. NCBI's taxonomy places the organism in Eukaryota, Fungi, Ascomycota, Eurotiomycetes, Chaetothyriales, Herpotrichiellaceae. Bases 1 to 2787 code for a protein of 928 amino acids. Gene Ontology annotation, biological process: N-terminal peptidyl-methionine acetylation. Gene Ontology annotation, cellular component: NatB complex; cytoplasm.